Aspergillus welwitschiae is the source of this 1968-nucleotide messenger RNA. Its product is annotated as GMC family oxidoreductase. Gene Ontology annotation, molecular function: oxidoreductase activity, acting on CH-OH group of donors; flavin adenine dinucleotide binding. The transcript has a single exon. Bases 1 to 1968 code for a protein of 655 amino acids. The record is from RefSeq and is a predicted model, not a curated record. NCBI's taxonomy places the organism in Eukaryota, Fungi, Ascomycota, Eurotiomycetes, Eurotiales, Aspergillaceae.
AUGAUGUCCCCAAUCCUUGCUUCAGCUCUACUUCUCUCCGGGGUCCUGGCGGAGCACUUCCAGGUCCCUUUACAACAUACCAUCUCACCUUGCUCCACCAGUCCACAUACUACCCACAACGACUUUAACCACAACAUCAACUCCAUCCCCCACGGCAUCACUGACGACCCUCGCAGUAUCGACAACCAGACAUUCGACUACAUAAUCGCCGGCGGCGGGCUAACUGGCCUCACCCUCGCCGCCAAACUAGUCGAGCAGAAGAAAUACACCGUCCUAGUGAUCGAAAGCGGCUUCUAUGCAUGGGAAUACGGCCCCAAGAUUGACGACCUCAACACCUACGGCCAAGUAUUCGGCAGCAGCGUCGAUCAUGCCUACGAGACCAGUCCGCAGCUCGUCGGCAACGACGGUGAAACUGGACUAGAUAAAGACAUCCGAAUUGUUCGGUCCGGAAAUGGUCUCGGAGGGUCAACGCUCAUCAAUGGGGGAACGUGGACCAGGCCUCACAAGUCGCAGCUUGAUUCGUGGGAAGAGGUCUUUGGGAAUACAGGGUGGAAUUGGGACGCGCUGAAGGGGAAGAUGGAUGAGAUUGAGGUUCCGAGGGAUCCGACGUCGGAUGAUAUUACGAAGGGGUCGUUCCAUAAGUUUGAUGCUAAGUGUCACAAUCAACAGCCGGAUAAGGGGAAGGUUAAAGUCGGGGCGAGGGAUCGGAAGUAUGGUUGGUCGCCGUUGAUCAAGGCGUUGAUGCAUACGGUUAACAGUACGUAUGAAGAGGUGGUGAAUCAGAAGGAUCUGUGUUGUGGGGAUCCAACUGGGGUGUCGAUGUUUUUGAACACGCUUACCAAUGAGCAAAUCCGGACGGAUGCUGCUAGGUCGUGGUUGAAGCCAAUCUUGGAUGAUGAUGAGUUGAAGCAGUAUAUUACGGUUUUGACGGGGGAGCUCGUUGGGAAGGUUCAUCUGGCCGACGCCAACCCUUCGGAGACAGGAACAGAAUUCAAAGCGAAAGGUGUGGAGUUUGGGGUGCACAAGAAACAGGAGUGGAAGUGGGAUGCUUGGGCUAGGAAAGAAGUCCUCCUAGCAGCGGGGUCCACGAUCUCUCCCCUCAUUCUGCAGUGGUCGGGAAUCGGUCCGAAAGCCUGGCUUGAUGCUGCGGGAAUAGAACAUAAGUUGGAGCUUCCUGUGGGAUAUAACCUCCAGGAUCAAACAACCACUUCGGUAGUGACGAAGCCGAAACCAGAAGCGAAUGGCCAAGGCCAGGCAGCCUACUUUGCAACCUUCGCAGAGAUCUUCGGUAACGAUGCUUCAGAUAUGGAAAAGCUCCUGAAAGACGAUACAGAGCUCGACAAAUGGGCAGAACACACAGUGAACGGCCACGGAUUCCCUGACAAGGCCAAUCUCCUAAAACAGUACAAGAACUACCGAGACUGGCUCCUAACCGACAAAGUAUCCUAUGCCGAACUAUUCCUUGACACCGACAACAGCACCCAUUUCGACCUCUGGAAUCUGAUCCCAUUCACCCGAGGGUAUGUCAAGAUCCUAGACAACGACCCCUACCUGCGGAGCUUCGAAUACAACCCACGAUACUUUGAGAAUAUCCUCGACUUGAACGGCCAAGCUGCUGCUACGCGGCUGGCACGACAAUUGACCAACACGUACGACAUGAAACAGUACGUGGACAAAGAGCAGGUCCCGGGGAGGUAUGUGCCAGAGAAUGCGAGUCUAACUGAAUGGGCCGAUUAUGUGAAGCAAAACUAUCGGGCCAAUUAUCACGGGGUGGGGACUUGCUCUAUGAUGAAGAAGGAGCUUGGUGGUGUUGUCGACCCGGAGGCUAAGGUUUAUGGUGUGGAGGGGUUGAGAGUGGUGGAUGGUUCUAUCCCGCCUACGCAGGUGUCGUCGCAUGUUAUGACGGUGUUUUAUGCAAUGGCUGUGAAAAUUGCGGAGUCUGUUAUUAAGGAUGCUGGUAAUGCUUAG